AUGGACUGCUAUGAAUUAAGGUCCGUCGUCGUAAAUUUGGAAAAUUCAGAUUUAUCCGAUUCCGACAAUUCCGAUUUCCAUUCCAAUUCCGAUUCCGACUUUGACAAUUUAACGCAUGAUUCGUUUUCGCCAACGGAAAAACCGAAAAAUCCAUUGCACGAUUUGAUGGAUACGUGUCGCGAAAGAAACUUUUCUCCUGAAAAGACAAACAUUUGGUUAAACAAGUUGAUUCUGAUCUCGCCAUGUGCCGCCAUUGAUGAAUUAGAUAACGGCGGAUCUUGCAUCUUGCAUAAAAUGUUGGAUUAUUUCAUUGAAAUGAACUAUAAAGACACAAGAGGUGUUGAUGUGGUCGAACUGAUGCUCAAUAAAAGCAACUUGGACUAUCGCGAAUACCAAAAAGGCAUCGUUUUGUCCUUGUUACAAAAUUACGACAAAAAUAUCGAUCCUCAAUCGAUCAAAUUCCUUCAAUGGCAAAUUUUGAGUCGUGAAGGCGAAAAAAUCAUGGAACGAUGGAUUUUGCAAAACGAUGAAUCACGCGACGUAAAGAAAUUUGUGUGUAACGUUCACAAAGCUACCAGAGAUAACGUUCAUCUCGAUGACAUGGUUGAAUCGAUAUUGUCUUCCGGUUCGCUUCAACUACUAAAGUACGUGAAAAAAGUCGUUGAGGAGAACAAAAUCUCGUUAGUCACGCCGAUCAUUAUUAACGCUGUUUGUUGGGGAACUUUUGCCAAACCAGAUAAUGUCCCGGAUUUCCGGAAAUGCUUUGAGUAUCUCUUGAAAACAGCUGAUAAGCAAGAAUUGUGCAUAAAAGACGAAGAUAAACCAAAUUCAACUGCAUUAGGACUCGCGGAUGCUUUCAAAGAUGAGUUUAUGGUAAAAGCUCUUUUAGCCAAAGGAGCUCCAAUUUCCAUCCGAGAUUACGAUGGCAAGUUUCCAAUUGAAAAUUGUAGUGUUAAGAUGCUACAAAGGCAUUUUGAUUCGUUAAUCACGUUGAAUCCAACGACAUUUUUGGAAGAUGAAAGUGUUUGGAAACUCAUUAAUGCCAUCUAUCAGGAUGAAUAUCAACUUCAAGGAUUCAUUUUUGUUAAUUUUGCUUCGUUUUCCUUUUAUGACGAAGAAAAGGUCAAAUUUAAGGACCUUGACUUGAUCUACUACUUCAGUGAGUCGCCCAGAUUGAAUCGUCUCAUAGAUCAUCCAGUUCCCGCCAUUUUACUCGAACUCCAUUGGAAUCGUUUUAAAAAAUGGAUCUUUCUAGAUCAAGUUGCCGUUAUUUACAUCAUUGUGGCAUGUUUGGGAUUUUUCGUAAAGUACUUUUUGAAUUUGCCGCCAAAAAUUUGCGAAACUUCAGAUUACAUUUCGGCGGCACUUUCGACCUUCUUUCUCCUGUUGAAUUUAUUGAAAAGUUAUCAAGUUUUCGAUUUGAUCAAAACAGCAAUCAAAAAUUUGUAUCAACAGAAAGCUGAGAUAAAUUACCAUCAACAAUAUCCAAUUCAUCGAAUCCUAACCUCAUUUUGCCUAAAAAUGCCACUUUUGAUCUUGAUGAUCUAUUAUGCCGUCAACCAUUGUGAUCAUCAUGUUGAAUCAUGUAAACAAACGAUUGGCGCUGCGAUCAUUCUUCUGUCAAUCAAUGUGACGUUUUUUAUUGCGUAUUUUUGCCACACCGUGGCGCACUAUGUCAUCAUGUUUAUGUAUGUCGCAGCAACAGGAUUGAAAUUCAUUUGUUCAAUGAUUCUAAUUCUCAUUGGAAUGGGAGUUGGACUUUUGAUGUUCAUCAAGAACUUUGGUUAUGAUCCCAUUGAAGAAUCUGAUUCUCAUAAUUCGACACUUUGGGCCAAAAAAGCUGGAUUAAGUGUCUUUAGAGCAUUUGUAAUGGCGACGGGUGAACUUGAAGCGGGAAAUUUGGAUUUCUUUUCAACUUGGUCCUACUUGGUUUUAAUUGUCUUCAUUUUCACGGUUCCAAUCGUCUUUUUUAAUCUCCUGAAUGGCUUGGCAAUUGAAGAUAUUGCUGAGAUUAAAAGUCGUGCAGCAUUUUGGCAUCGAAAGACUCAACUGAUGAUUUUGAAUGAGUUUCAAAAGUUUUAUGGGCAAAUAAACCAUCAUCUGAAAAUUGUCAAACAUUACGACAUAUCAGUUUAUCCAAAUAUAAUUGGCGAAAAAACAUUCAUUGGUAUCAAUACAUUAACACAGGAAGUGUUCAAAAUGACUGGCUUGACACCCGAAGAACGAACUUUAGUUGGCAAACUAUCAGAUUGCAAUGUUUCAAAUGCAGAGGAAAUUUUACGAAAUCGCCAUCAGUUGUAA
Molecule: messenger RNA, 2301 nt
Organism: Culicoides brevitarsis
Lineage: Eukaryota; Metazoa; Arthropoda; Insecta; Diptera; Ceratopogonidae
Product: transient receptor potential cation channel protein painless-like
Exons: 2
Coding region: 1-2301 (766 amino acids)
Source: RefSeq, a predicted model, not a curated record